Nematolebias whitei (Rio pearlfish) is the source of this 4899-nucleotide messenger RNA. Its product is annotated as adhesion G protein-coupled receptor B1. Lineage: Eukaryota; Metazoa; Chordata; Actinopteri; Cyprinodontiformes; Rivulidae. Gene Ontology annotation, cellular component: plasma membrane. Gene Ontology annotation, molecular function: G protein-coupled receptor activity. Bases 65 to 4636 code for a protein of 1523 amino acids. The transcript has 31 exons. Gene Ontology annotation, biological process: cell surface receptor signaling pathway; negative regulation of angiogenesis; G protein-coupled receptor signaling pathway. The record is from RefSeq and is a predicted model, not a curated record.
ACAAAGAAACAAAAGAAACAACCUUAUUGAGCCAGUAACGCCAUCUUCUAUCUCAGCCGACCCAAUGGCGUGGUCAGCUCUUACCGGCCCCUGCGUGGCCCUCGUCCUGCUCUUCUUCGGUUUGACUUCCUGCACUCCCUCUGGCCCAGCCUCCGCCACCUGUGCCACCUUGGAGCAGAGCCGCUUUUUCGGCGUGUUCUCCUCCACGACCACCCUGCACUCGUCGCCUUGCUCCUGGACCCUUCAGAAUCCCGAUCCUCGCCGCUACACGGUCUACAUGAAGAUCACCAAGCCCACCGACUCCUGCGUGCCCCGCCAGAUCAAGACCUUCCAGUUCGACUCCUUCAUCGAGACCUCUCGCACCUACCUGGGUAUGGAGAGCUUCGACGAGGUGGUCAGACUGUGCGACGCGUCAACCACCGUCACCUACCUAGAGUCCAGCAAGCAAUUCCUGCAGAUCCGCAAGGCGGCCUCAUCCAACGCCCUGGAGACCGUGGAGGGAGAUCACAGUGUCAGCGAGUUCAAGGCUGAGUUUCUGGUCGUGGGGAAGAGGAACCCAAGCAUGCCUGCCUGCCAGAUGCUGUGCCAGUGGUUGGAGAAAUGUCUGUCAAGCAGCACCCACGAUUAUCCCUGUGGCAUCAUGAACACCCCCUGCCAGUGUUGGGAGGCCCCAAAGAGGAAGCCAGGAAGCUGCUACAGAGGUGGUGUCUACGUUGAGAAAUGCUCUCCUGUCCCCAAAGACAACGGACGCGACGCUGAGAUUAUCAAGGGCUGGGCCGGUUGGGGCCGCUGGUCCGUGUGCAGCCAGGAAUGUGGCGGCGGAGUCCAGGUGCGCAGCCGAUCCUGCCAGCCCGAGGAUGUUGUGUGUGAGGGAACAGUGGAGGAAGGACGUGCAUGCAACCCUCAGCCCUGCAUUGGCAAGGAGCGAAACAGGAGCCAAGGUCUGCGUGCAAUUAUUGGUCUGAAGAGAGACAACGCUGAAGACUCCAUCCUUGGAGCUGUUGCCCCCCAAACAGAUGAUAAGACAGAUGAGUGGGCCCAGUGGAGCGCAUGCUCAGUUACCUGUGGGGAGGGCUGGCAGAGCCGUACACGUGUCUGUGCCACGUCUUCCUUCACCACCCAGUGCACCGGAUCCCUGCGUGAGAACCGGCCUUGCAACAACACUGUCGUUUGCCCUGUGGAUGGUGCCUGGGACGAGUGGACCCCCUGGAGUUUGUGCUCAUCCACAUGUGGCCGUGGUUAUCGUGACCGCACACGCACAUGCAAGGAGCCCCAGAACGGAGGAGAGCCCUGCCGCGGCCCCAUAAGACAAACCAAGUUCUGCAACAUCGCUGUCUGCCCAGUGGACGGAUCCUGGAAUGACUGGUCAGCCUGGACUGCAUGCUCUGCUUCUUGCUCCAAUGGAACCAGGCAGAGAACAAGGGAGUGCAACGGGCCAUCUUACGGGGGCUCUGAGUGCCACGGUGGCUGGAAAGAGACAGCAAACUGCUUCCUGAAAGAAUGCCCUGUUAAUGGAACCUGGCAUUCAUGGAGCUCAUGGGGCAGCUGCAGUAAGACCUGUGGUGGGGGCAUCCAGCAGAGACAGAGAGUCUGUGAGGGGCCUUUCUUUGGAGGAGAAUCCUGCCCCGGUGAGACAAAGGAGCAGAAGCGCUGCAAUGACAAAAGAUGUCCAGAGCCCCAUGAGAUCUGCUCUGAGCAGAACACAGGUGAUGUUGUGUGGAAGAAGACCCCUGCAGGAGAUGUGGCUGCAGUCGCUUGCCCCGCUGACGCCUCAGGUCUGAUUCUGCGUCGCUGCACCCUUGACGCUGUAGGACUGGCCUCCUGGGAGAACCCAACUUACACCAAGUGUGUCUCAAAGAACUACGAGAACAUUCAGAUGCUGUCAAGGGACUACAUCUCCAAAGCACAGACGGGGCAAAGUAUCGAUGGCGUGGCUGAAGUGAUUUCACGCUUGAGAUUUUCUUCUGAUGAAAAAUCCAAAUACAGCGGCGACCUCUUGGCUGUCAUGGAAAUCUUGAGGAACACUACUGAGCUGUACAAGGGGACCAGGCUGAGACUGAGCAACGCUGAUGUGGAGAACUAUGUCCAGACCAUCAGCAACUUGCUGAAGGAGGAACAUCGUGACAAAUGGGAAGAGGCACAACUGAUGGGUGCCAACAUCAAAGAGUUCCUCCGCCUUGUCGAGGACUUUGUGAACAUGAUCGGCAUGCAAAUGAGCGGCUUUCAGGACAUCUACGAAGUCACUGAGAAUUUAGUCCUGAGCAUCCACAAGCGCCCAACGACCACAAGCUCCAACUUCACCUUCCCUGUGAAGGGCUGGAGGGGCAUGUUGGACUGGGUCAGGACCUCUGAGGAGAAGAUCUCUGUGUCUCGUGACGCUCUGUCCCUCAAACAGUCUGAUGGCAGUGAUGCUUUUGUGACCGGCAUUGUCCUCUACAGAAACCUCGCCUCAAUUAUGCCUUUCCAGAGCAACAGCACCUUGCUCAACUCCAAGGUGGUGACAGUAAUUGUCAAACCCAGCCCAGAUCUUCAGUCAUCUCCUGUCGAGAUCGAGUUCCCCCAUCUCCAUAAUGGCACAGUCAAUGAAACCUGCCUUUCAUGGGACGACAGCGAAACUUCCUCUCUUCUUGGGUCUUGGUCUACUCGGAGCUGCAGAGCGGUGCCCGUUCAUUCAUUCAGAACCAAAUGCGUGUGUGACAGCCUCUCCACCUUCGCCAUUUUAGCGCGCGUCAACUUCGACUCGAUCAUGGACAAGGCGCUGCUCCCAUCCGUGACUCUCAUCGUUGGCUGUGGGGUCUCUUCUCUCACCUUGCUGCUCCUCAUCAUCAUCUACGUCUCCGUGUGGAAGUACAUUCGCUCAGAGCGUUCUGUCAUCCUCAUCAACUUCUGCCUCUCCAUUAUUUGCUCAAAUGCCCUCAUUCUCAUCGGACAAACCCAAGCUCGCAACAAGGUGGUGUGCACUCUUGUCGCCGCUCUGCUCCAUUUCUUUUUCCUCUCCUCUUUCUGCUGGGUGCUGACCGAAGCUUGGCAGUCCUACAUGGCUGUCACUGGUCGUCUGCGCAAUCGCAUCAUUCGCAAGCGCUUCUUGUGCCUGGGAUGGGGUCUUCCCGCACUGGUUGUGGCCGUUUCUGUUGGUUUCACCAAAGCUAAAGGAUACGGCACCGUCAACUAUUGCUGGCUGUCCCUUGAGGGUGGACUCCUCUACUCCUUCGUUGGUCCUGCUGCAGCUGUUGUUCUGGUGAAUAUGGUGAUUGGUAUUCUCGUCUUCAACAAGCUUGUAUCCAAGGACGGCAUCACUGAUGUGAAACUGAAGGAAAGAGCUGGGGCGUCCCUGUGGAGCUCGUGCGUGGUUCUACCCCUCCUGGCCCUCACCUGGAUGUCUGCUGUCUUGGCCAUCACAGACCGACGCUCCGCCCUCUUUCAGAUCCUCUUCGCUGUCUUCGACUCUCUGGAGGGCUUCGUCAUCGUCAUGGUGCACUGCAUCCUGCGUAGAGAGGUUCAGGAGGCUGUGAAGUGCAGAGUGGUCGACCGCAAGGAUGAUGGAAAUGGCGACUCUGGCAGUUCUCUUCACAAUGGUCACCCCCAGCAUAUGUCUGACAAUGAAAAGGAUGGAGAUUCAAGCAGACAAGGAAUGAAGAGCUCAUCUGAAGAAAAGAUGCCCCCUCCUCAGCUGCCCCUUCCCAUGGGCUCCAACUUCCACACCCUGCCAUCCAAGGGCAGCCACAUGCAGGCGGUUCCCGAGUACUCCAGCCACACGCUGACCCUGAAGAGGGAGAAAAGCCGGCUGGCAGGAGGAGUUGACCCGUCCUGUGGGAAACCUGUGUACGUCUGCGAGGGGGAGCUCUUCCAGCAGCUGGAUGCGGACCUCGCCCUAGCUCAAGCCGAGGGCAGCCUCUCCGACGGCAGCGGCUACGUCAUCAUGCCCAACACCACAUCCACCCUGAAGUCCAAGCCCAAAGACGACCCGACGAAAUACAACAUCUGUGUGGAUCAGCUGCCCCAGGCCAGACUCAUGCACCUUGGCGGGCCCUUCGCCGAGCCCCAGGCGGCCUUUGGGAUGUCGUCGAUCCCUCCCGACCAGGUCAGCGUGUCAUACUCUGAGAGAGACUCGCCGAUCCAGAACAUCCACAACAUGUCCAGCGAGUCUCACAUCACCCACAGCAGCCUGGAGAACACCUUCGAGUCCAUGAACUCAAUGAUGUCCAAGAGCGAGACCAUCUCCACUCUGUCCAUGAGCUCCUUGGAGCGACAAAAAUCCCGUUACGCUGAAUUGGACUUUGAGAAAAUAAUGCACACCAAGAAACGCCACCAGAACAUGUUCCAGGACCUCAACAGGAAGAUGCAUCACGCUGAGAAGGACAGAGAGUCUCCUGCUUCUGACAGCAAGUCUGUGAGAUGGAGUGUGUCUUCUGGAGGAAGUGACAAAACAAACCACAGCGACAAACAGCAGGCUCCAAUGGAGAGGCCAUGGGAAGGAGUCCGGGGAAUACCUCAGUCGCCCCCUGCAUGGGUGCGUAAAGACCUGGAGCCCCUAGCUGCCUCGCCUCUGGAGCUGCACUCUGUAGAGUGGGAGAAGGCGAGCACCACCAUCCCCCUGGUGGGACAGGACAUUAUCGACCUGCAAACGGAGGUCUGAGGGGGAGGAAGGGGGCUGGAGAAGCCACCCAAUUUCACCUCAGUCACCUUUUUUGGUUUGAGCAUGAGAUCCUUUAUGGAUAGUGUAGAGGAGCCAAAAGAGGGUGGAGAGUAGGUCCUCGAAUCAUCUUCAAAACCUCAGCCUGAGCAAGAAGGCGGGGAGAGAAGGAAUGAUGGAGGAGAGGGGUUGAAAGCAAAAGUACUGUUGGAUGUAGCUUCUCGGUGCGGACUCUUAUCAGAGUGCUUUGGAAGUCACAAGGGUUA